AUGAACCUGAGGGCAGUGACUGAGAUGGAGCCCACAGAUAGGGAAUUCACGCGGAUUGAGCACCUGCUCUCAACACUGUCAGAUGCAGCCCAGCAUCGUCAUGAACCUCGUGAAGUCUUUCCUCCCCGCCAGUGGAGAUUCUGGUCCCAGGGGCUCUGCAAGGCCCUUGCCCCGCUGCAAGCUGCCUGGAUUGCCUUCUCCCAGCCUGUCCCAAGCAGCUGUGGCCAGCUGCUCACCCAGCUCCUCCUGUGCGGUUGCCUGGCCAUUGCCGCCACAGGUCUGACCUACCAAUGGCUGGCAUCCUUGCUGCUUUAUCCUCUAGGACCCUCAGCCAUGGUGGCCACUGUCUGUGGCCUCCUGGUCUUCCUGGGCCUGAGCCUGGUGCCUCCUGCCCGCUGCGUGUUUGCACUCAGUGUGCCCACCCUGGGCACAGAGCAGGGCCGUAGCCUACUCCUCUCCUGGAGUACUGCCACCCUGGCCAUUGCUGUGGUGCCCAACGUCUUGGCCAACAUGCACGCAGCUGGGCAGGUGCUGAGGUGUGUCACUGAGGGCUCUCUGGAGAGUCUGCUCAACACCACUCACCAGCUGCAUGCAGCAUCCCAGGCUCUGCGCCCUGCUGGCCAAGUGGGCAGCCAAGGCCUGACACUCCAGGCCCAAGGCAAUGGCUCUGCCUUCAGGCUCCACAUGCUCAAGGUCACUCAGCAGGUCCUGGAUGACUUCUCUGGCCUGGAGUCCUUGGCCCGUGUGGCAGUGCUGGGGACCCAGCGGGCGGUCACGGGGCUCUUUACGCUGGGUCUCCUGGUGGACUCGGCCUGGUACCUCCACCGCUACCUGACCAACCUGCAGUUUGAUAACGUCUAUGCUACCCGGCAGCUGGCUCAGCAACUGGCAGAGGUCGGGGCCACACACUUGGUGGCCUCCCCGCCAGCCUGGCUGCUCUGGGCGACCCGGCCGAGGCUGUCCCAGAGGGAGCUGCUGAAUUGUCCCCUAAAGCUGGGGAUGCUCACCCUGCUUCUGAUGGCCACAGCUGUGACAGUGGCCAUGGACCAUGUGGCUUUUCUCCUGGCACAGGCAGCUGUGGACUGGGCUCAGAAGCUGCCCACCGUGCCCAUCACACUCACCAUCAAGUAUGACGCUGCAUACACUGUCCUGGGCUUCAUCCCCUUCCUCUUCAACCAGCUGCCUCCAGAGAGCCCCUUCCUCUCUUCCCACCACUCCUUCCAGUGGGAGCUGCGCUUUACCGCCCCCGGCUGCCCGCUGCUGCCCGCCCAGCGCCCACAUACAGCUGCCCCACUGGCUGCUGGCGCCCUGCAGCUUGUGGCUUGCUCCACGGUCCUCCUGGAGACCUAUGCCCGCCGCCUGCGGCACAGCAUCGCUGCCUCCUUCUUCAAGACCCAGGAGGCAAGGAGGGUCCGCCACCUUCAGGCCAGGCUCCAGCGAAGAUACAACAGGCACCAAGCCCAGCAGCUGGCCAGGGGAACUCCAUUGACCUUGACACCCAGCAAGCAGCCAGCAUGGCUAGACAGGCCCCUAGACACCUGGCAAAGAGAGAGCAGUGGGGCCGAGGGGAAAGAGCUUUGGAGUUGCCCAGCCCUGAGUUGUAACCUUGGCCCUUCUGCUCUUUCUCUGUGUGACCUCUCUGAGCCUCUGUUUCUACAUCUGCAUAACAACUGCGUAAUAACUACUGAUGAGACUUUCCACGCGGCAAUGUGAUAGGACGGGAUGUGAUGUUGGACAUCAAAGUCUUUGAUAAACAGAAUCAAGCUAUGCAAAGUGAAGACAAAGUUCCUCCGGCCUGUGGGGGAUG
Messenger RNA from Phacochoerus africanus (Common warthog), 1807 nucleotides. RefSeq names its product osteoclast stimulatory transmembrane protein (gene OCSTAMP). Gene Ontology annotation, cellular component: membrane. The record is from RefSeq and is a predicted model, not a curated record. Lineage: Eukaryota; Metazoa; Chordata; Mammalia; Artiodactyla; Suidae.